Messenger RNA from Lasiosphaeria miniovina, 528 nucleotides. RefSeq lists its product as uncharacterized. The transcript is spliced from 3 exons. NCBI's taxonomy places the organism in Eukaryota, Fungi, Ascomycota, Sordariomycetes, Sordariales, Lasiosphaeriaceae. Bases 1 to 528 code for a protein of 175 amino acids. Gene Ontology annotation, cellular component: nucleolus. Gene Ontology annotation, biological process: positive regulation of transcription by RNA polymerase I; rRNA processing. Gene Ontology annotation, molecular function: protein binding. The record is from RefSeq and is a predicted model, not a curated record.
AUGGCCGCCCUGGUGCUCCCGCUGGCGCAAUUGAAGCUGGUGCCCGGCCCGAGCCCGAUCACGGCCGAGCAGCGAUACUGGCGCUCCUUCAAGAGCCAAAAGUCGCACACCUUCCCCGCCCUCGGCCCCGGUGCCGCUACCGCCUCGCACUCGCUCGUGGCCCCCGCCAAGGCCAACGACCUAUUCGCCGUCACGUCAGACCCGCGCGUCGAGCUUUUCUCGGUCCGCAAGCGUGAGCCCCUCAAAACCAUCGGCCGCUUCGACAGCGAUACCUACAGUGGUGACAUCCGCCCCGACGGCCGUGUCCUUGUCGCCGGCGAGGACUCGGGAAAGAUACAGAUCUUUGGCGUAGGCGGCGGCACGCGCGCCGUCGUACUCAAGACAUGGCACGUCCACAAGCAGCUCGUCUGGGUCACACACCGGUCUCCGACCGACCUCACGACACUCAUAAGCGCCAGCAACGACGAGUUCAUCGGAACCUCCCCUUGGAGUCUGGUCUGCGACGCCCGCGACGAGAGGCCAGGAUGA